Penicillium daleae is the source of this 1689-nucleotide messenger RNA. RefSeq names its product Major facilitator superfamily domaingeneral substrate transporter. The record is from RefSeq and is a predicted model, not a curated record. Bases 1 to 1689 code for a protein of 562 amino acids. NCBI's taxonomy places the organism in Eukaryota, Fungi, Ascomycota, Eurotiomycetes, Eurotiales, Aspergillaceae. Gene Ontology annotation, biological process: transmembrane transport. Gene Ontology annotation, molecular function: transmembrane transporter activity. The transcript is spliced from 5 exons. Gene Ontology annotation, cellular component: membrane.
AUGUCAGCGACGCAAGCCCUUCCCACACAGGUGAAGUCUCCUACUGUAUCCUCACCCCACCCAGCGGUGAUGGCUUCGCCAGAGAAUUCCCUUCAAACCACUCCAGCACAAGAGGUGUCUGCAGAGUUUCCGAGUGAUUUCACAGGACCAUCGCCUGCCCCAAGGGCCGGUCAACCCGUUUUUGAACGGAUUCCAUCUGCCAAAGUCACCCAGUCUCGUCGUGUAGUGCUUACUACCUUGCUCAUUCUAGCAAACCUCGUACAAAUGACAGUCAAUUUUGCUGGUAUCGCCGGAGGUAGAACGUUAAGCCAAUCGAUGGGUGUCAAGUCCACUUAUGCUUCUUGGAUUGGGGCAAGUUAUGGUUUGACACAGGGAACAUUCGUCCUGAUCAGUGGUCGGUUGGGGGAUGUCUACGGUUACAGGGAGCUAGUCCUUGCUGGAGGCGCAUGGCUUGCGAUCACAACCCUAGCGAGUGCCUUUUGCGAUAAAGCAUUUUUUGCCUUUCUCACUAUGAGAGCCCUCGGUGGCCUCGGGGGAGCUUUCGUCAUGCCAAAUGCUGUUGCUAUGAUUUCGAGUACGAACCCACCGGGGCGAGCACGGAAUCUCAGUUUGGGCCUUUUUGCAGCUUCGGCUCCAAUGGGAGGUUACUUCGGCGCACUAUUUCUGGGUGCUUUCAUGGAAACGACAGAAUGGAAGUGGUUUUUCGUCUUCACGUCCGGUCUUGGUAUCGCUACCUCGCUUGCGAUUUGGUUUUUGAGUAUGCGAGAAACACCCGUUGAUCAGCAUGGAAAAAUCGAUUACGUUGGUUCUGCUCUCGGAACCUCUUCAUUGAUUCUUUUCAACUUUGUCUGGAAUCAAGCCCCUAGCGUUGGUUGGCAGACACCCUAUGAGAUCGCUCUCUUGAUCAUAUCGAUCAUGCUCUUCGGGGCCUUUCUCGUUUGGGAAAAACGGUAUACCUCCUACCCCAUCAUGCCACUUGAGAUCUUCAAGGCACCUUCCUUCCUCACUGUGCUCUUAGUGGUCCUACUCAACUACAUGGCUGUCGGAACCUUAAUCUGGUACCAGGUCCUCUGGUUGCAAGAGGUAUGGAAGUGGUCGCCUCUACAAUUUGCCGUUGGCUGGACGCCCUUCGUGAUUUGUGCCACGGCAGCCGCAUGUCUAGCUGCAUGGUUGGUGCCUCGGUUGGCGGCGCAAUGGAUCCUAGCGAUCGGUACAUGCACGAUCCUGAUUUCCAAUGCUCUGAUGGCCACUGUGCCAGUUAGCCAAAGCUACUGGGCUCAGGUAUUCCCCUCUGUCGUUCUGUUUGCUUUCUGUCCGGAUUUUGUGUACACUGCUGGACAGAUCAUUGCCAGUAAUUCAGUGCGCCGGCAUCAACAGGGUAUUGCUGGAUCCAUCAUCGGCACUCUCAACCUGUACGGCAACAGUCUGGGUUUGGGAUUUGCCUCCACUAUUGAAGUUCAAAGUGCUAAGCGCUCGGGAAGUCAAAUCAUGGGGUAUCGGUCAGCGCUCUACUUCGGUGUUGCGAUUAGCGUCAUUGCCCUCAUUUUAGAUGUGGGAUUUGUUCGACUGGUCAAAGAUAACCGUGAAGGGUGGGACGAGGAAGAUCGCCUGCGUAUAGAGGAGAUUGAGUUGACCCAAUAUGCAGAGGCCAGCGGCGCUAAUCCCCAUGCAGUAGCUGAAAGGUCGUAA